UUGUCGAUGGAUGUUUGCGAUUUUGUUGGCGGUGUGAAAGUGGAGGAUAAUACGGUGAUUGUGAAACUCUGGAGUUUGAAAUGCGUUGCGAAGGUUUUUCGUGUUGUUGAGUUUUGCUUUGUGGUUCUUCUGUUGUUGUGGAUUUCCACUCGUUUGCCUUUUGCGGUGAGGAUUUCCGGCGAGUAUUUCCGUCAAAUUGUCGGUUUACUACUUAGUCCUGUUUUCAUUUUCAUCCUAUGCAACUUCAUUGUCCUCAUUCUCCUCUUGAAGUCCGGCCUCCACUCCAGAGACUCUUCGAUUUUCCGGAAUGUUGCCGGAGCUGAAGUUCUCUAUGACUCGUUUCUCAAAAACACCGAGUUUUCGGCUGAUUUCUCGUCCGGAAACUCUUCUCUGGUUCCGGGAAUUGAAGCUCGAGAUAUUGUGUAUGAAGACAAACAGACUAUUUUUGAAGAGAGCACAGUGACAAAUCAGAAAUCACUCGGUUCCGAAGAACUGGAAACGGUUAUGAACAAGGCAUUGACGAAACCGAAAGCACCGAGGAGAACUCAAUCGGAGAAGCUGAAUAAGGAAACCGUGGAGGAAAUUUCCGUCAAAUUCCGGAGAUCGGAGACAGAGAAAUGCCGGAAAGUCACAAAUCCCGGCGAUUCUGUAUCGCCGGAGACAGCUCAUGAAGUAGACGAAUUAAGCAACGAAGAGUUUCAGAAAGCCAUAGAAAACUUCAUUGCAAAGCAAACCAAAUUUCAUCUACAAGAACAAUUGGCCAUUGUCCUCCAUAGCCAAGCUUAACAACUUCAAUAAUUUUGCAGAAAAUUAGUUUUAUUCAUAAACAACAGGAGCCGUUGAUUUGGUAUCGAAGAAGGGAGUACUGAUUGAUCUGAGCCGUUGAUAAUUGCAGGAAGAUGAAGAUUCCAGAAAGUUCCAUAUUAACAUGCAUGCAGUGGUUGAUCGCUGGUUUUUAGCUUCAGAGAUUAAUUAGAAAGGUACUAUUGAUUAGUUUUCUACGUUUGUAUUCUCGUAUUAA
This is a messenger RNA of Solanum verrucosum, 1021 nucleotides long. RefSeq lists its product as uncharacterized. The coding region runs from base 7 to 786 and encodes 259 amino acids. The transcript has a single exon. The record is from RefSeq and is a predicted model, not a curated record. NCBI's taxonomy places the organism in Eukaryota, Viridiplantae, Streptophyta, Magnoliopsida, Solanales, Solanaceae.